This is a messenger RNA of Pristis pectinata (smalltooth sawfish), 1953 nucleotides long. RefSeq names its product anosmin 1b (gene anos1b). Gene Ontology annotation, cellular component: extracellular region; cell surface. Gene Ontology annotation, molecular function: protein binding; peptidase inhibitor activity. The coding region runs from base 1 to 1953 and encodes 650 amino acids. The transcript is spliced from 13 exons. The record is from RefSeq and is a predicted model, not a curated record. NCBI's taxonomy places the organism in Eukaryota, Metazoa, Chordata, Chondrichthyes, Rhinopristiformes, Pristidae. Gene Ontology annotation, biological process: neuron differentiation.
AUGCCGAGCACCGGGCUGUGCUGGUUGCUCCCCGGGCUGCUCUGCUCGCUGCUGCCGGUGGGUGCGCGGCGAUCCGGGGACGUCGCGGCUGCAGAGAGUGUCCGGCGGGCCAGGUGCACUUCGCGCUGCCUGGCGCUGCACAUCGCGCACCUGAGCGCCAGCUUCAGGACUCUCCAGAAUGAUGAGAUUCUAACUUGGUGCGAAGGCCACAGGAGGUGCACCCAGUGUCUACAACCUUGCAAGGAGUUGUGGGAUACGAAUAAAAAACAAUGUCAGCAACAGUGUGAGAAACACCAUGAAUGUUUGACCAGCUGUGAGUUUUUGAAAUCCAUUCAAACAGUGAAACAAGGUAACUGUCCAGCACCCCAGAAAGCCUCUGGCUUUGCUGCAGCUUGUAUCCAAAGCUGCAAUGAAGAUACCGAGUGCCCAAGUAUGAGGAAAUGUUGUCCAAAUGGCUGUGGUCAAACUUGCCAAGCACCAACAAAUAUGUUCAAAGGGGUCCCCUUAAAGCCCAGGAAAGAAUUGAGUUUUAUAGAAGACAAAAAUGGGAGGCUGUCAGUAGCAUGGAUGUCGAGGUUUAAUGUUUCUAUGGAACCAGUAUUUUAUAUACUGCAGAGAAGAUGGAAUUCAGGAAUGUAUCCAAGUGAAGAUGAUGCUAGCAAAUGGGAGACGGUUGCUUACACAACAGAGGAGCAUGUUGGUCUGAAAAAUCUGAGACCAAACAUAUGGUACCAGUUCAGAGUGGCUGCAGUCAACAUUCACGGAACUCGAGGUUUCACCACCCCCAGUAAACACUUCCACUCAUCCCGAGAUCCUUCACCACCAGCUGCACCAAGUAAUUUGAGGAAAGGCAACUUCACUGCAAGGCACAAUGGUGCUUUCAGUCUGAGAAUUCACUGGGAUCCACCGCAAGAGAAAGAUCUUUACAUUCACCAUUACAAAAUGUACUGGAGUCAAUGGGUUUCUAGGAAAACUGUUUUUCUGACAAAGAAAGAAAACUGGAAGAUAAUUGACGGAGUAAAUGAAGUUGAAAUUGAAGAUCUUCAACCAAACACGCAAUAUCUGGUCCAAAUACAGGCAGUGGCCAAUUGGGGACAAAAACACUUAAAGAGCAGCAAAGCCAUGUUUUUCUUUACUACUCCUUCCACAGACAUCCGAACAAGUCAUGCUACCCCUUCGACAGAAGUGUCCAAUGAACUUCCACCUAUUCAUCAGAUGUUUGAUGUUGGAAGUCUAGAGGCAGCAGCCCCCUAUUACCACGGCAACCAACUGCAAGUUAAAGUGCAUUGGAAAAAAGCAAAAGAAGAGAGUCUCAAGGAUCACAAUACCUAUCUGCUAACAUGGGUGCCAGAAUCCUGUGCCAAGAACAGUUCACAAAUACAACAUCAUGCAACUGUCAAGGGCACUCACUUCAUUAUCAGUGGUCUCUUGUUUGCUUGUGAAUAUAAAGUGACUGUGCAACCCAUCAUUCUCCAGGGGCAGGCACCACAGGCCGUGACCUAUGUGACAACUCCUCCCUGCAGCAGUUCAGUUAAAGCCAAAGUGUUAAAACGCCUAUUUUGUGCAAAAAAUGGUCUUCGCCAGACAUCCAUUAAAACUUCUGGAAAAGUUACAUUAAAAGCUGAAAAACUAACUGCUUCUUUUUUUGCCAAAAAUGGCACAGUCAGUGGAGAGUUUCACUGGCAGGUUUCACCAAGCCAACGUCAUCAGCUAGUCACUGGGUACCAAAUGAAUUGGUCAGAGAUAUCUACAGCUAACAGACCUGUUGUCAUGCCAGACAAGGCCAUUUCCCAAUAUCAAAUACUGUCACCAGAUCAACCUUUUACAACAAUCCCCAAUCUUCAGCCUUCGACAACAUAUUGGAUUCAGGUUCAAAUCCUGACUACAACAGGGAAAGGCCCAGCAACUGUUAAAAUUUUUCAAACUCCACAAGUUUACAGCAUGGCCUUAUAA